AUGUCAGAUUCAGAAUUGAUGCAGGGCCUUCUGCCCGAAAAGGACGCCUCCACAACAAACAACGAGGACGUGCCUAGCGAAAAACAGCUGCUAUACAAUAUGGACAUCGACAGCCUUCCUGACCAGGAACUCAAUGAUCAAGAUAUCGACAUGAAUCUGGAAUUGCCUGAUGUAGAUGGAGAUGACGAGUUCCUAGCUCCCACGUCCCCAGCGUCAAAUAAAUCGGACGACCUAUUGGGGCUUGAACUGGACCAUCAGCUAGACGGCAAUGAUGCUGUUCUCGCGGAUGACGCCAAUGAUGCUUUGAACGAUCCUGUUUUGGAUGACAACAUAGAUGUAGAUGAGCCAUUGCCUGAGAUACCCGAUCACACUGAUUUGAAAGAUCUUGAAACCAACGAUGACAUCUUUGGAGAUGUGGAAGACUCUCGUGAUUCUUCCGCGCCAAACCUUCCAAGCGAAAAAACAACUCCAGCGCCAGAAGACACUGAGGAGAAGAAGUCAGUGAAGACAGAAGCCAAAUCCACCACUUCCGAAGACAUCGAGCCUAGCCAACCUGAAGACUUAGACAAUUACGAAAGUUCAGUGCUACAUACUGAUAGUGAAGACAGCGACAUCGAGAAGGUGCACAAGAAUGACGAGUCCAAAACCUCCUCAAAGUCAUCAGAUUCUCAUGGCCAUGGCAACAAACGUCGUAUACUGACUUCUCCUGAGCCCCUAGAUGUCGUCAAGAGUGAACACAACGAUAAUCCCAACAUCGAGCCAGAGGCCGAGCAAGAGCCUCGAAUAGAACCCGCCCGUCUCCCCAAGCAAGAGAUUAUAGACAAUGAUGACAAGACGCGUGUUCGUCAAACACAUGCCAUUGUUAUCCCAUCAUAUGCAUCCUGGUUCAACAUCAAUAAGAUCCAUCAAAUUGAGCGCGACUCGUUGCCUGAAUUUUUCAAGACUUCGCACCCAUCCAAGUCUCCCAAAAUUUAUGCAAACUAUAGAAAUUUCAUGGUGAAUGCCUACAGACUAAAUCCAAACGAGUACCUCACUUUAACCGCAUGCCGCAGAACCUUAGUUGGUGAUGUAAGCACGCUUAUGAGAGUUCACAGAUUCCUCAAUAGAUGGGGUCUCAUCAACUACCAAGUGAACCCACUGUUCAAACCCGCAUACGCAUUAGAAAAGUUGCCCAAUGGUUCUCUGGUAGGCUUGCCAAAUUGUGGUGACUUCAAUGUUCUGUUGGACACUCCUAGGGGAUUAUUUCCAUUCAAUACCUACAAGCCUUCUCCAGGAAAUGUCAACGUGGAAAAAUUAAAGCAGCUUGUUAACGCAGACAGCAAGAAUGCAGCCAACGGUGUUGUUUCCGCGCAAAGUGAUGACAUCGCUGAUUCAGAACCUCCACAGAAGAAGCAAAAGACCGAAACUGGCGACUGGUCGCCAAAGGAACUCGCUUCUUUGCUCCUUGGAAUUAAGGAGCAUAAGCAUGACUGGUUUAUGGUUGCGAAAAGUGUCGGAAAUAAUCGCACCCCACAAGAAUGCAUUUUAAAGUUCUUGAGCAUACCAAUCGAGGACAAAUACAACAAAUUGGAGGACAAAGACUUGGGAAUCUUGAAAUUCGCACCUAACUUUCCCGUUUUGUCUGCCGACAACCCUGUGAUUAGUAACUUGAUUUUUAUCACCAAUUUUGUCGACGCAGAUGUGGUUAAAGCAGCUUGUGCAAAGGCCACGAAAGUCAUGGACUCCAAAAUAUAUGAGAAAAUCGAGGAGGCUUUUGGGGAAAAGACCAAAGAUGAGAAGAAAAAUGAUGGAGAUGCUGCUGCCAAAUCUUCCACAGAGAGCAAUGGAAAGGUGCCUGAUGAGUUGGGUGACAUCUUGAAAGACGAAUUUGCCGAGGAUGAGCGUGAAAACAUGGAUGUUAUCCGUGAUGCAGCAACUGGCUCGCUCGGGUCUGUAGCUGCUCGGAGUCAUUUAUUUGCUACAUACGAGGAACGCGAGAUGCAGAAGAUCACACAAACCAUCAUCAACCAACAAUUGAACAAGUUAGAAGUGAAGAUGAACAAGGCGAAGACUCUCGAGAAAGCGUGCGAAAAGGAGAGAAGAAACUUGGAGCAGCAACAGAGCGAGGUAUUCAUGGACCGGCUUGCUUUGACAAAGUCUACUAUCAGUGUCUCCAAAAAAUUACAAAAGGCGGUCGAAAUCCUCAAGUCUGCACAGGAUAAGGACAAGGCUACCGAUGCUGAGGAGAGCGCCAAGUCGAUAUCUACACUUUUGGAAGACAUCAACGCAUUGCUUUCCAGACCCAUUUCAUACUCUUUGACAGAGAAUCAAGAGCUGAAGCCAGCAGACAAGACAUUGGUGGAGGAGGCUGCCACGCGCGACCUGCUUUCGGAGGCUUCCAGCAAGCCUUUAUCUGUUGUAGCUCCUCAGAGCUUCAAGGUCUGGGUUCCAUGA
Australozyma saopauloensis is the source of this 2433-nucleotide messenger RNA. RefSeq lists its product as uncharacterized. Gene Ontology annotation, biological process: positive regulation of DNA-templated transcription. The record is from RefSeq and is a predicted model, not a curated record. Gene Ontology annotation, molecular function: DNA binding; histone binding. Gene Ontology annotation, cellular component: SWI/SNF complex. The transcript has a single exon. Bases 1 to 2433 code for a protein of 810 amino acids. Lineage: Eukaryota; Fungi; Ascomycota; Pichiomycetes; Serinales; Metschnikowiaceae.